UGAGAGUUAUAUGAUAUCCCUUUUAUUUAGUGACUACUCUGCACCAUUUUCCUUCUUGAAACCUUAUCCUUCGUGUUAUCCUCAGCCAUGGCAACCCUGCUUCUACAAUCGCUUCCCCCACUCCCCAUUCAAUUGCAAAGUUCCUCCUCUCACCUUUCUUUCUCUCAGUCUCAAACUUUCUCUUCACCGCUCUGCACUUCGUUCACUUCUCUCUCAACCUCUGCAACCUCCUCCAUUUCACCAACCCCUUCUGUGUACUGUGGCAGAGGUGAUAGGAAAACUGAAAGGGGAAAGCGCUUCAACCAUUCAUUUGGAAAUGCAAGGCCAAAGGACAAGAAGAAGGGUAGAGGACCGCCGAGGCUUUAUGCUCCACCAGCACCUACCAAGAAAGAUAAGUUCGAAGAUAAUGAGGUGGUGAAGAUUGAUAUUGAUGAGUCCCUCUUUUCUGGCUGAUUUCAGUACUUGAAUGUAAUGUAAUUUCUAGUCUUUCUUGAUUUAGUUGUUGAUAUAUGGAUUCUAUUGUGACAUGAACUGUUUGUAUUUUUCUUAUGCAAUAUGAGUUAUCUUAUUAUUUGAGGUCA
Molecule: messenger RNA, 581 nt
Organism: Lotus japonicus
Lineage: Eukaryota; Viridiplantae; Streptophyta; Magnoliopsida; Fabales; Fabaceae
Product: 30S ribosomal protein S31, chloroplastic
Exons: 3
Coding region: 88-453 (121 amino acids)
Biological process (GO): plastid translation
Cellular component (GO): plastid; ribosome
Source: RefSeq, a predicted model, not a curated record